AUAAGUACAAUUACAAAUGAUUAAAUGUGAGACCUUACAAUAAUAAAAUAAAUUAAGCUGACAUUACUUUAACCUACUUUAAUCAUGCAUCCAUGUAUAUCCUUCGCCUUUAGGGUAUUAAACAUAGUAAUCAAAUGCAAUGUAAUAGAAAUAAACAUUGAAGUGAAGUAAAUUAGUUUUUAUUCAGUCAUCACAUAAUACAGUGCAGAUAAACAAUAUAGACAAAAAAAAAAACAAAGUCAGCGGUCUAUGUAUUAAGUAGUGACUGAACAGGUUCAGGCUGAAGCAAAAUGCUUCAGUAUGCUUGCCUACAUUCUUAACAAUUUAAGCUGUCCACCAAAAAGAAAAAAGACUUGUUCACACCUGUAACCCUGAGAAUGACCUCUGUAAACUACUCUUUUGAAAACCAAAAAGACAUUACACAUUUUAGAAGCCCAGAACAGCAGCACACUGCUGGACCUGGACUCAGCUGUGUGUUCAUGAAGAGCAACUGGUCCAUGAAGUGUCCUUUUAAUUUUAAUCUGGUGGUAGAAGGUCAGAAUGUAAAACUGAUUGUUGUUGUUGUUUAUUUAAAGAUUGAACAUAUUUUCUAUCAGUUUUUAUCCAACAUGCACAUUCAUCAGUUCUGUUUGUGUUUCAGGAUCCAGCAGCAGAGACCAGACUCUCCUGAACCCAGCUGUCCAUCUUUAAAGAGCAACAACUCGAAGGGCUGGGACAUUGACUUUAAAGGACGAUGUCCAUCAGCUGAUCAGACAGUGGACCAGGAGAGCUCAGAGGUUCCCAGGUCUCAGUCUGCCCAGCAGCAUCAAACACAGCUGGACUCCAUAUUUAUGCUGCUGGAGGAGAACAUGGUCACUUUUGUGAAGAACGAGCUGAAGAAGAUGCACAAGCUUCUGAGUCCAGAUUACCCAGAAUGCUCAGGGAGUCAGGGGGAUGAUGAGGAGAUGUUGGACUGUGAAGAUGAAGAGCAGAGGAGGAGCAGCAGAGAGGCAUUUGUGAAGAUCACAGUGAACUUCCUGAGGAGAAUGAAGCAGGAGGAGCUGGCUGACUGUCUGCAGAGCAAACAUUUUGCUGCAGUUUGUCGACGUAAACUCAAAUCUGCCCUGAAGAAGAAGUUCCAGUGUGUGUUUGAGGGGAUCGCUAAAGCAGGAAACCCGACCCUUCUGAACCAGAUCUACACAGAGCUCUACAUCACAGAGGGAGGGACUGGAGAGGUCAAUGAUCAACAUGAGGUCAGACAGAUUGAAACAGCAUCCAGGAAACCAGACAGACCAGAAACAACCAUCAGACAAGAAGACAUCUUUAAAGCCUCACCUGGAAGAGAUGGACCAAUCAGAAGAGUAAUGACAAGGGGAGUGGCUGGCAUUGGGAAAACAGUCUUAACACAGAAGUUCACUCUGGACUGGGCUGAAGACAAAGACAACCAGGACAUACAGUUCACAUUUCCAUUCACCUUCAGAGAGCUGAAUGUGCUGAAAGAGAGAAAGUUCAGCUUGGUGGAACUUGUUCAUCACUUCUUUACUGAAACCAAAGAAGCAGGAAUCUGCAGGUUUGAUCAGUUCCAGGUCGUGUUCAUCUUUGACGGUCUGGAUGAGUGUCGACUUCCUCUGGACUUCCACAACACUGAGAUCCUGACUGAUGUUACAGAGUCCACCUCAGUGGACGUGCUGCUGACAAACCUCAUCAGGGGGAAACUGCUUCCCUCUGCUCGCCUCUGGAUAACCACACGACCUGCAGCAGCCAAUCAGAUCCCUCCUGAGUGUGUUGACGUGGUGACAGAGGUCAGAGGGUUCACUGACCCACAGAAGGAGGAGUACUUCAGGAAGAGGUUCAGAGAUGAGGAGCAGGCCAGCAGGAUCAUCUCCCACAUCAAGACAUCACGAAGCCUCCACAUCAUGUGCCACAUCCCAGUCUUCUGCUGGAUCACUGCUACAGUUCUGGAGGAGGUGUUGAAAACCAGAGAGGGAGGAGAGCUGCCCAAGACCCUGACGGAGAUGUACAUCCACUUCCUGGUGGUUCAGUCCAAACUGAAGAAGGUCAAGUAUGAUGGAGGAUCUGAGACAGAUCCACACUGGAGUCCAGAGAGCAGGAAGAUGAUUGAGUCUCUGGGAAAACUGGCUUUUGAGCAGCUGCAGAAAGGAAACCUGAUCUUCUAUGAAUCAGACCUGACAGAGUGUGGCAUCGAUAUCAGAGCAGCCUCAGUGUACUCAGGAGUGUUCACACAGAUCUUUAAAGAGGAGAGAGGCCUGUACCAGGACAAGGUGUUCUGCUUCGUCCAUCUGAGUGUUCAGGAGUUUCUGGCUGCUCUUCAUGUCCAUCUGACCUUCAUCAAGUCUGGACUCAAUCUGAUAUCAGAAAAGCAAACCGCAUCCCGAAGGCCUAAACUAUUAAGAAACAUAUCUAAAGCAAAACUCUUCUACCACAGAGCUGUGGACGAGGCCUUACAGAGUCCAAAUGGACACCUGGACUUGUUCCUCCGCUUCCUCCUGGGUCUUUCACUGCAGACCAAUCAGACUCUCCUACGAGGCCUGAUGUCACAGACAGGAAGUGGCUCAGAGACCAAUCAGGAAACAGUCCAGUACAUCAAGAAGAAGAUUGAAGAGACUCCCUCUGCAGAGAAAAGCAUCAACCUGUUCCACUGUCUGAAUGAACUGAAUGAUCGUUCUCUAGUGAAGCAGAUCCAACAGUCCCUGAGAUCAGGAAGUCUCUCCACAGAUAAACUGUCUCCUGCUCAAUGGUCAGCUCUGGUCUUCAUCUUACUGUCCUCAGAAGAAGAUCUGGACGUGUUUGACCUGAAGAAAUACUCUGCUUCAGAGGAGGCUCUUCUGAAGCUGCUGCCAGUGGUCAAAGCCUCUAACAAAGCUCUACUGAGUGGCUGUAACCUCUCAGAGAGAAGCUGUGAAGCUCUGUCCUCAGUCCUCAGCUCCCAGUCCUCUAGUCUGAGACACCUGGACCUGAGUAACAACAACCUGCCGGAUUCAGGAGUGAAGCUGUUUGGUGGACUGGAGAGUCCACACUGUACACUGGAAACUCUCAGACUGAGUGACUGUAACCUCUCAGAGAGAAGCUGUGAAGCUCUGUCCUCAGUCCUCAGCUCCCAGUCCUCUAGUCUGAGACACCUGGACCUGAGUAAAAACAACCUGCCGGAUUCAGGAGUGAAGCUGUUGUCUGGUGGACUGGAGAGUCCACACUGUACACUGGAGACUCUCAGACUGAGUGGCUGUAAACUCUCAGAGAGAAGCUGUGAAGCUCUGUCCUCAGUCCUCAGCUCCCAGUCCUUUAGUCUCAGACACCUGGACCUGAGUAACAACAAUCUGCUGGAUUCAGGGGUCAAGGUGCUGUCUGCUGGACUGAAGAGUCCACUCUGUACACUGGAAACUCUCAGUCUGUCAGGAUGUCUGGUCACAGAGGAAGGCUGUGCUUCUCUGGCCUCAGCUCUGAGCUCCAACCCCUCCCAUCUAAGAGAGCUGGACCUGAGCUACAAUCACCCAGGAGACACAGGAAUGAAGCUUCUGUCUGCUGGACUGGAGGAUCCAGACUGGAGACUGGACACUCUCAGGGCGGAGCCUGGUGGAGUCCGAUGGUUGACACCAGGUCUGAGGAAGUAUUCCUGUGAACUCACAAUCGACACAAACACAGUGAACAGAGAGAUCAAACUGUCUGACAACAACAGGAAGGUGAUACAUGUGGAGGAGGAUCAGUCAUAUCCUUAUCAUCCAGACAGAUUUGACCAGUUGCCUCAGCUGCUGUGUUCAACUGGUCUGACUGGUCGCUGUUACUGGGAGGUCGAGUGGAGAGGAGGGGUUAGUGUAUCAGUGAGUUACAGAGGAAUCAGCAGGAGAGGAAACAGUAAAGAUUGUUGGUUUGGAAGGAACGAUCAGUCCUGGAGUCUGAUCUGCUCUAAUGAUGGUUACUAUGUCUGGCACAAUGACAGAGUGACAUCUAUCUCCUCCUCUGUCUCUAACAGAGUAGCAGUGUAUGUGGACUGUCCUGCUGGCUCUCUGUCCUUCUACAGAGUCUCCUCUGACUCACUGAUCCACCUCCAAACCUUCAACACCACCUUCACUGAACCUCUGUAUCCUGGGUUUGGGUUCUUGUGGUCUGGUUCCUCAGUGUCUCUGUGUUGAGUGAAGCAGAGAGAGUCUCCUCCUGUCAGAGAAACUCACUGUUGAACAGAAAGUUCAGUCUCUACAUGUCUGUCUCUUUCACUCACUCACCUUUUCAGAUUCAUGAAUUAAAUCAGUUCAUUUUUAAACUCUUGUAAAUGAUUCUUGUAAACUUCUUCCUCUUCCUUUAAAGAUGGAAACUAAGAUUAUUACACAAAACUUGUUGAUUUUUACUUUUUUAAGACUCUGAUUUUCUUGUCUUUUCACAAUAAAAGCAUCAGUGUGAGUA
Messenger RNA from Seriola aureovittata, 4395 nucleotides. Its product is annotated as NLR family CARD domain-containing protein 3-like. NCBI's taxonomy places the organism in Eukaryota, Metazoa, Chordata, Actinopteri, Carangiformes, Carangidae. The record is from RefSeq and is a predicted model, not a curated record. Gene Ontology annotation, molecular function: protein binding. Bases 378 to 4127 code for a protein of 1249 amino acids. The transcript has 10 exons.